UUCGGCCGAGGCAAUGUGGGGUGCCGCUACGUUGCUUGACUGCUCUUAAUGCGAUUGCAUUAAGUCUACAUUCGUCAUGCGAUUGGUUCAGCAGGAAUUCCUCUUUAUUUUCAUCACCACCAAUAUGCCCAAAAUAGAGGGUAUGAGCCAUGAUUUGAGGCCACAACAAGAACAGCAACCCGUCCAGGAUCUGGCAGGAGCUCGGCGCUUUUCCGAGGAGCCUUAGAUCGCCAUGAAUGCCCCACAGGAGCCACCGACCAAGCAGAGCAGUGUAAAGAAGGAAUCGACUGGACAGAAGGACUCGAGCGAGACCCUUAACCUGCCUCCGCCUCCAAGCAAUCACGGGACCGUGCUAUGCCUGCUAGGUCUCGCUGCGGUGACUACGUUGUGCGUGGUUGGCGCGGUCCUUGUGAUCGCAUUCAACAAGGGUAGCGACGACGAGACGAUCGUCCAGUACGAGCCGUCAGUUUCGGAGCUGGGCGAUUACAGCCGUUGGGCAGCAGUCACCGACGCAAGGCCGUGUGUAAAUGCUUCCAGAUGGAUGUAUCUGAAAGGCGGCAAUGCGAUCGACGCAGCUGUGGCGACGCUGCUCUGCCACACACUCGCUUUGCCCGUCUCAAACGGCAUCGGCGGAGGCUUCGUGGCGACUAUCUACUGGGCGAAAGACCAGAAAGUGCGCACACUUAUCGCACGGGAAACUGCUCCUGCGGCGGCUACGCGAGACAUGUUUGUUAACAAACCGGGAGCUUCUCUGAGAGGUGGACUGUCGGUGGCUGUCCCGGGAGAACUUCGCGGUUAUGAGAGACUCAUCACGUAUUACAGCCACAAGUCAUUCCGUGAACAUUUUGAAUACUCUAUAAAGCGUGCCAGGGAAGGCAUAAAAGUUGGAAAAUUUUUAGCUAUGACCUUACAACUAGAGUACGAGCACCUGAAGGACGCUCCAACCUUAAAGGACAUGUACUUCAAAACGGGCAGUGGGGAUCCUCUCACCGAAGGAGACAUACUGAAAAAUCCUGACCUUGCAAAUACUUACCAGGAACUAAUGAACAAGAGUGUCGACUACUUUUAUGAAGGAGCUUUGGCAGAGAAGAUCGUACAAGCGGUCCGUAAUUCACAUGGCAUAUUAACAAAGCAAGACCUUAGGGAAUACAAAGUCCGCUGGGUGAAGCCAAUCGAGAGGAAGUUCAGAGAUGGCCGCACAAUGUACUCGGUACGACCACCAGCUAGCGGUCCGGUACUUGCCUACAUGUUGGGCAUUGUGGAUGAGCUCAGAGAAGGACCAGAUGACGCCCUCAACGAUGACUCUCUGAACUACCACAGGUUCAUCGAGGCUCUUAAGUUCGCAUACGCUAAGAGAGCGCUUCUUGGAGAUGAAAGAAUGGAACCAGGCGUCCUAGAGGUGAUAGAAGAGCUUUUAUCGAAAGAAGCGGCCGAAAUGUCCAGAGCCAAGAUUAACGACUCCAAAACUCAUGAUGAUGUCCGUUUCUAUGGAAUGACGAACGCAAAUCGAAGGGAUAGCGGAACUUCUCAUUCUUGCUACUGGGACAAGGACGACAACGUGGUGGCCAUAACGAGCACGGUGAACUACCUUUUUGGUAGCCAAGUGGUGCCAGACGGCACUGGCUUCAUCCUGAACGACGAGAUGGACGACUUCUCAACGCCGGGGCAAAUCAACGCUUAUGGCGUAGGCCCUUCGACAGUGAACUUCAUCAAGCCGAACAAAACUCCUCAGUCCUCGAUGGUGCCCACCAUAAUCCUCGACAAGGAUGGAAAGCCAGAAAUGUGCAUCGGUGGUUCCGGAGGGUCCCUCAUCACCAGCGGCGUGGGCAUGGUUGCAAUGCGUGCACUCUGGCAAGGGAAGACCAUCAAGCAAGCCAUCGAUGAGCCCAGAUUUCACCACCAAUUGCUGCCAGCCGAACUGCAGGUGGAAAGAUCAUUUUCUCGGAAAUACGUGAGAGAUUUGAAGGCAAAAGGACACAAGAUAAAAUUCAAGGAUAUGUUGAUUAACUCUAUCAGCGGCAUCCACAAGCGAAACGGCCGACUCUACGCCAAUACCGAUUUCAGGAAGGGUAGCACUGUUGACGGGGAGUGAUGCAUAGCAAGCCGUGCUUAACCAAAGCAGAUCCACGGAAAAUAAAGAUUGUCCCACAAUGA
Messenger RNA from Dermacentor albipictus, 2154 nucleotides. RefSeq names its product scoloptoxin SSD14-like. Lineage: Eukaryota; Metazoa; Arthropoda; Arachnida; Ixodida; Ixodidae. The record is from RefSeq and is a predicted model, not a curated record. Gene Ontology annotation, biological process: glutathione catabolic process. Gene Ontology annotation, molecular function: glutathione gamma-glutamate hydrolase. Gene Ontology annotation, cellular component: plasma membrane.